Messenger RNA from Fulmarus glacialis (Northern fulmar), 392 nucleotides. RefSeq names its product low-density lipoprotein receptor class A domain-containing protein 1-like. NCBI's taxonomy places the organism in Eukaryota, Metazoa, Chordata, Aves, Procellariiformes, Procellariidae. Gene Ontology annotation, molecular function: protein binding. The annotation marks the transcript as partial. The transcript has 3 exons. The record is from RefSeq and is a predicted model, not a curated record.
UGAACCGCUUCUGUGCAGCCUCCAAUAACCGGACAGGCUUCUUGUGCGAUGACAGAGCGACCUGUGUCCCGGCCCGCCAGGUCCUUGAGCACGUGUCCUGUCUGUCCGCCCUUGCAGGUGACUUGCCCCGCAGCCUUCCGGGAUACCUGGUUUUCCGCUGCAGUAACCCCGCGUACUGGGUCUAUGCCGAUCAGAGGUGUAAUGGGAUGAACAACUGCGGAGACUGCUCUGACGAGAUGGGCAGCUUGGCCACCUGCCCCCCAUGCGGGUCGGAGUGGUGGAGCUGCAGCCCUGUGCUCUACGAGUACUGCUCCUGCGUCCCCAGGAGGCUGUGCCGGGAUGGCGUCCAGCACUGCCUCAGCUGGUCCGAUGAGUAUAUCUGCAGACCGUGA